AUGAACUCUAACAACAACUGGCAGAAGGACUUCAAUGUUCGGUAUGACAGUCUUCGAGAUAACAUUUCCGGCCUAAAGCCCUGGAAUAGAAGACUUCUCUUCUUGCUACCGCCUCUUCUAAUCUUCUCCUGGGCGAUAUUCCUCUUCAACCCUCUCGACGCUAACCCUGGCUCUGUCGACACCGGCGUCGUUGACUCAGCCCCACCAUCCGUACCUUCCAGCUUCGACAACGUCUUGCCUUCAUCAGUUAUUCCCGGUAUUCCACAGCCUACUUCAGAUGUCGUGGUCGGCGACGUCCCCUCGUCAAAUAUUGUCGAGCAGAAGUCCGAAAUUCUCACUUUCAACAAGACCAAGGUCGCUCUAUUAAUAGAAGAUCGCCCCCUCGGACAACUUGCUCCCCUCAUGCUGCACAUGAUGAAUGUGGUCCCGCCUGACUGGUCAUUCAGAUUUUAUGGCUCUCAAAAGUCGAUAGAUCAUCUCAAUCACUCGCUUCCAAUCCAAAUGUGGGAAAGAUUAGGAAAGUUAACCAUGGAGUUGGUCCCCAGCAACCUAACCCUCCAUGGCCAGCAGGAGCUUAGUAGGACUUUCACAAACCUUUGGUUUUAUGAAACUCUUUUGGCUCCUGCGGAGUAUCUUCUUGUAUUCCAGACGGACAGCAUUAUGUGUGCAAAUAGUGGUAUGAAUCUGAAUGAUUGGCUGCAUUUCGACUGGGUCGGCGCGCCGUGGUCUAAAGACUCCGCUUAUGGUGGCAAUGGAGGCCUUUCCCUGAGAAGGGUCAAACCUAUCAUCGAACUUUUGAGGAGGGAAUCCAGACCUGAUGGCCAUCCUGAACUAGAAGAUCUUUGGCUUUGCAAUCGCCUGGCUAAAAUGCCUGGUGUCAACAUGGCCAAUGGGACAAUAGAAGCGCAGUUUUCCGUUGAGGCCGUUUGGCACGAGCGACCCAUGGGAUACCAUACCGGCUGGUCCGGCGCACGUCUCCCAGGCGAUGUUUGGGGAACAGCUGAAAAACGAAAGUAUAUAUAUGAUUAUUGCCCUGAGAUGAAGAUGACCGUUGCAAUGAAGCUAGAGCGUGAAGGGUGUGAUGAUAAGCGCAAACGAGAUGAGGACUCAGUCUUUAAUGAGAUUUCUGCCUUUUGA
Molecule: messenger RNA, 1137 nt
Organism: Orbilia oligospora ATCC 24927
Lineage: Eukaryota; Fungi; Ascomycota; Orbiliomycetes; Orbiliales; Orbiliaceae
Exons: 3
Coding region: 1-1137 (378 amino acids)
Source: RefSeq, a predicted model, not a curated record